Carlito syrichta (Philippine tarsier) is the source of this 249-nucleotide messenger RNA. RefSeq names its product probable ATP-dependent RNA helicase DDX43. The record is from RefSeq and is a predicted model, not a curated record. The transcript has 3 exons. The annotation marks the transcript as partial. Lineage: Eukaryota; Metazoa; Chordata; Mammalia; Primates; Tarsiidae.
AUAAUAAAAGGUCAUCCACUAACACUAGUCAAAAUUUUUGGCAACAAGGCAGUGCCAACAAAUGCAAAAGCAGUGAUAGAUAAUUUUGUUAAAAAACAAGAAGAUGACAAUUCAGAAUGUGGAAUUGGUCAAAGCGCUGAUGACAUCAUUGUUGCAGGAGAUCGGACAUUGAUAGAUUGGGAUCAAAUUAGAGAGGAAGGUUCAAAAUGGCAAAAGAAAAAAUGGGCAGGAAGGAAAAUUUUAAUAUAA